AUGAAACCCCAAACCAUAUAUAAAGGCAACCGAGGACCCUUUAGCGUCAGAAUCCAAAAAGUAAUCCGUGGCUUUAGUGGCUCUAGUAACUUUGAAUACGACAAGUCGAGUAUGGAGUUUAUCGUGUGUCUCGUAUGUCUGCUGGUAGUUGCACUGUCUUCUCAGGCGCAGCAUCGCAAUUAUAUCGGAAGGCUUUCCGCACCGGCUCCAGUCGGCGAAGACGGACGCGUCGUUGAUACCCCGGAAGUAACUCGGGCCAAAGCUGCUCAUCUCGCGGCUUUCGAAUUAGCAUCCCGAUCGAUCCAUCACCACGGACGUCCGAGUAAUCGAGAGUUAUUAUCUGCUCUUGGGGCUUCCGUCUACUCUAACCCAAGUUACUUCAGCACCAAUGUACAACAUGGAUCUUAUGGUUAUCGUGGACCACCCGCUCCUUUGGACCAUGAUGGUCGAGUGGUGGACACACCUGAGGUAGCACAGGCCAAGGCCGCGCAUUUUGCCGCUUUCAGCCAAGCUUCAUCGCGUUUCGCCGGCAACCGCGAUGAUUAUUAUUCCGGCGCUUCUUACAGUGGUAACAGUGCCGACGAGGAUGACGGGAGCAGCAGCAGUAGUGUCGAGACCCACGCCUCGACCCACUACCAAGGCCCGCCUGCACCCCUGGCCCAGGAUGGACGCGUCGUUGAUACACCAGAGGUCGCGCACGCCAAGGCCGCGCACUUCGCGGCCCUCGACCGCGCCUCCCACGGGCACCGAACCUCCUACCAUGAUGACUAUUGA
Molecule: messenger RNA, 774 nt
Organism: Ceratosolen solmsi marchali
Lineage: Eukaryota; Metazoa; Arthropoda; Insecta; Hymenoptera; Agaonidae
Product: pupal cuticle protein-like
Exons: 4
Coding region: 1-774 (257 amino acids)
Source: RefSeq, a predicted model, not a curated record